This is a messenger RNA of Aspergillus tubingensis, 501 nucleotides long. Its product is annotated as MAPEG family protein. The transcript has 3 exons. NCBI's taxonomy places the organism in Eukaryota, Fungi, Ascomycota, Eurotiomycetes, Eurotiales, Aspergillaceae. The record is from RefSeq and is a predicted model, not a curated record. Bases 1 to 501 code for a protein of 166 amino acids. Gene Ontology annotation, cellular component: membrane.
AUGUCUUCCCUCCUCACAAUCCUCGGCCUCACAGCCCCAGAAGGCCUCGACCUCCCCAACCGCGCUAUCCCCUACCUCCUCUUCAACUGGUUCUACGCCUACGGCAUUCUCAGCACCCGGCCUGCGAAACGUCUCCUCCGUAUCGACCAUAACGUCGCGCCCAGAGAUGACCUGAAAGUCUACGGCGAGGCAGCCGUGCAAGCGGGAAAAAUCACCCGCAGACAGUUGGAUCGACUCAAGCGGCAGGAGGCAGCGCAUGCCAAUGCCGUCGAAGGAUUCCCGUUAUUUGUGGCGGCUGUGGUAGUAGCACUGCACACAGGCCUCCCCAACGACGUGAUCAACGGUAUCGGGGCAUGGUACACGAUAUCCAGGAUUCUGUUUGGGCUUGCAUAUGUGUUUAUUGAAUCGGAGACGUUGAGCUUUUCGCGGUCGGUGUUGUGGUGGUCUGGGAAUAUCAGUUGUAUUACUGCUUUGGUGUUGGGAGGGAGGAAGUUGAAUUGA